This is a messenger RNA of Colletotrichum truncatum, 411 nucleotides long. RefSeq lists its product as uncharacterized. Lineage: Eukaryota; Fungi; Ascomycota; Sordariomycetes; Glomerellales; Glomerellaceae. The record is from RefSeq and is a predicted model, not a curated record.
AUGCUCCGCCGUAACGACCCUGAAUAUGCCCUCACAAACGCCAAGUGGUGUAACAGGAACCUCAAGGCCAAGCAAUACAACGACGCCUACAAGAUUGCUUCGUCAUCUGCUUUGACUAAAGUCCUCAAGAAGGUGCGAGCGGACGGUAGUCGGCCGGCCAUUGCCCCUCGUGAGCUUCAAGACCCUUACGCCAUCCCGACGACAUGCGCACCUGGAUCUGCAGACAAGCGCGAUGUGGAUUUAGAUGUCCAAAAGGAAUUCGACGUAUUUGUUAACAAGGACGGUGAAGAGUAUGUGGAGUACUGGUCGAGUGACAAUGUCGACUUCUCGUUGCUUGGACAGCUACCCGCGCUAUCCGUCUCUAGGGAGGCUAAGACCAUCGCCACCACAGUUGUGUACAUUGAAGAGUAA